CGCUCCGUCUCUCUCACCGCUCCAAGUCGAAACCCUAACCGACAGAAUCAGAAGGAGUGCUUUGGGUUCAUCUAGGGCUUCACGUUAUUGGAGAUUGAGCAAAACUACAAUGGGAAGGAAGGAGAUGACAUCUUUGGAGUUCAAAUCAGGAAAAGAGAAGAAAAAGCACAAGAAGAAAGGGAAGGAGGAAGUGAACAAGGAUGAACUUGAAAGAAAUUUUUCUGUGCUUGAAGUGGGGGACAAAAUGGGCACGAACGUUGUGCAGACAGAAGAUGACAAUAGUGGCGGAAAUCAUAUGAUUAGUGGAGAAGGAGCCAAUAAGAAAAAGAAAAGGAAGAGGGAAAAGGACGGGGAUGAGAUGGUUAUAGAGAAUAUGAUUGAUAGAAAGGAGCUCUUUAAUGAAGGGGAGAAAUCUGUAGGGAGAACCAUGGGGAAGCUUGACUCCACAGGUCAUGUAAAGAAGAGAAAGAAAAUCCUUGAGGAUGUCAAAAAAGCUAUGGCAACUGAAUAUGAAGAUGUUGCAAAAAUAACCAACAAGGGAGGAAAUAAAAAGAAGAAAGAUAAGAAACAGAAGAAAGAAAAGAAAGUGAAGAAAGAGAAGAGGGAAAACGUGGAUGGUGAAUUGGGACAGAAUAUCUCAAGUGAUGGAAUAGAAGCUGGAGUAGCAAGUAAACGUGUAGAUGGGCAUAUUGUGGAGAAGGGUGGUUUAUCACUUGAGAAGGGGAGGAAAGAGAAAAGAAAGCAUGGAAAGAAAUCAGGAACUGAAUUGCAGGAGUCUGUGGCUGAAGAUAUGGGCACUGAUUGUAACAGAAAAUCAGAGGCUGUUGAUGUAGAAAAUAGUAAGAAAGGGAAGAAGUCCAAGUCGCAGAAACAUGGUAUUGUUGAGGGUUGUAAUGAAGACAAGAAAAAGGCCAGGUCAAGUAAAAACAGCUUAAAAGCCCAAAAAGGCAUUGGGGCUCCUGACAAUUCUGAAGAAUCAGCACCUAAAAAAGCACUGAAAAGAGUAAGUUUUUCUGAUGAUGUUGAGGUCUUCUCACCGUCUGAUGGCCCAAGUGAUGAGCAUCAAGACCUUGUAAGAGGUAAACGGUUUUCAAAAGAAGAAGAUAAGAUUGUGGAAGAGGCUGUUUUAAGAUACAUAGACGAACAUGCUUUAGGUGAUGAUGGUCUCGAUAUGGUUCUGCGUUGCAAGUCCCAUCCUGAAGUCAAAAACCACCCAGAGUUGAAAACCUGUUGGAAGGACAUUGGGGCAGCCCUACCAUGGAGACCCUUUAAAAGUGUGUAUUAUAGAGCCCAUAUUUUGUUCGAACGAGCCGAGAAACGGAAAUGGAGCCCGGAAGAAUAUGAAGAGGUAAGAAAGUUCCAUAAAGAUAAGGGAGCUGAUUGGAGAACUUUGGGCGAUAAGCUUGGCAAACAUAGAAUUCAUGUCAAGGAUGCAUGGCGCAGAAUAAAACUGCCAAACAUGAAGAAAGGACAGUGGUCCCAAGAGGAGUACGAGAAUUUAUUCGAUUUGGUGAACAAGGAUCUGCGUAUGAAGGUUUUCGAAGAAAAGAAAACCAAGCAUGGCAUGCUUCGAGAUAAUAUUUGCUGGGAGGCAAUCAGUGAAACGUUAGGCACAAGAACCAAUGCUGUUUGCAGCUUGAAGUGGUAUAAUCAAUUAACAUCACCGUUGGUAAGCCAAAAGCUGUGGUCUGAUAUUGAUGACUAUCGGCUGCUUGAUGCUCUCAAUAGCUUGGAUGCUUGCUGUAUUGAAGAUGUUGAUUGGGAUGAUCUGCUUGAGCAUAGGCCUGGAGAUGUUUGCCAAAAGCGAUGGUAUCAAAUGGUCAAACAUAUUGGUCAGCAUGCGCUGAAAUCCUUUCCUGAGCAAGUGGAAGUUUUAUCUAAACGUUAUCUUGCCGAUUUAAUUGAAGCUAGAGAAAUAUAUGCUAAUAAACCUGCAGUUGAUUGAGGUUUGUCGUGUAUCAAUCGACUGCUGUUCUUGAAGCAGGAGAUGUUGGUGUAAACUAGUAUUGUAAGAAAGAAUGGUAUGUUUUGUUUUUGCUCAACUUUAUCUUACCCUUUUUGUAUCCAAGGUUUUGUGAAAUUUUUCUGUAUUGUUGUAGAACUAUAUUGGUACUUGGAUCAAUUUACAAUGAUAGAUCAGGGUAGAAGCUGUUGGCUUGUUAUACUAAUUAAUCCCUUUUGCCAGCCAUGUUAUGCUUAUGCUGAUCGACGCUGGUUAGGCAACCAAAAAGCAUGAUUCUGUAGUUGUGUAUCCACUGCUUAUGAACUUAACUUGGAGAAGAAGAAUCAGGACUCUGUCCCUCUAAAGAAGGUGGCUGCAAAAUAUCAAUCCCGUGGCAACAAGAAUAUAGAACAUCAGCAAGGACGACCCAUAUCAU
Molecule: messenger RNA, 2378 nt
Organism: Fragaria vesca subsp. vesca
Lineage: Eukaryota; Viridiplantae; Streptophyta; Magnoliopsida; Rosales; Rosaceae
Exons: 2
Coding region: 110-1945 (611 amino acids)
Source: RefSeq, a predicted model, not a curated record